Messenger RNA from Colletotrichum chrysophilum, 720 nucleotides. RefSeq lists its product as uncharacterized. The record is from RefSeq and is a predicted model, not a curated record. The transcript is spliced from 6 exons. The coding region runs from base 1 to 720 and encodes 239 amino acids. NCBI's taxonomy places the organism in Eukaryota, Fungi, Ascomycota, Sordariomycetes, Glomerellales, Glomerellaceae.
AUGUCGCUUUUUGAGGGCGUCGCCGUCGUGACGGGAGCCGCGUCCGGUAUCGGACGCCAGGUCGCAGUCUCCUUUGCCCGCGAAGGCUGUAAGCGCAUCGCCCUCCUCGACAAAGAUGAAGAAGGCCUUUCUGAGACGUCCCGCCGGUGUCGAGAAGCCAACGGCGACACGCGCACGUUUGUCAUUGAAAUCGACAACCGCAACGAGGAUGACGUCUCUGCCGGGAUGGAGUAUGUGACUGAAGAAUGGGGACGGAUCGACUACGCUGUCAAUUGUGCCGGCAUGUUCGGACCAAAGGCCCCAUCGCAUCUUCUCACGACGGCUGAGUUCGACGAGAUCACGACCACGAACUACCGUGGGACCUGGUUGUGCUCCAAGGCCGAGCUCUCCCAGAUGAUCAAGCAAGAACCGCUCAAGACUCACGACGGCAGACCAGCCGCUUAUAGUGCCUCCAAGGCAGCUAUACUAAGUCUCACCAAGAGUGAUGCUGUUGAUUAUGCAAAGUACAACAUCAGAAUCAACUGUGUCUGCCCCGGAAUUAUUGACACUCCGAUGACAAGUGAGAUCUCUACAGACGACCCCAUUAUUGCAGUGGCACCGAUGAAGCGCAAGGGAACGCCCCAAGAAGUUGCCGAUGCAGUUUUGUUUCUUUGCAGCUCCAAGGCAACGUUCAUCCACGGCGCUGCGCUUUCGGUAGAUGGUGGGUACGUCAUCAACUAA